AUGGCCGAAAUCCGCCGAAAACUCGUCAUCGUUGGUGAUGGUGCCUGCGGCAAAACCUGCUUGUUGAUUGUUUUCUCCAAGGGUACUUUCCCCGAGGUCUACGUUCCCACCGUAUUCGAGAACUACGUCGCCGAUGUUGAGGUUGAUGGAAAGCACGUCGAACUCGCCCUUUGGGAUACGGCUGGCCAGGAAGAUUACGAUCGUCUCCGCCCUCUCUCUUACCCCGAUUCCCAUGUGAUUCUCAUCUGCUUCGCGAUUGACUCGCCCGACUCUCUCGACAACGUCCAGGAGAAGUGGAUCUCGGAAGUUCUCCACUUCUGCCAGGGUCUCCCCAUCAUCCUGGUUGGCUGCAAGAAGGAUCUCCGAUACGACCCCAAGACGAUCGAGGAGCUUCGCAAGACAAGCCAGAAGCCCGUGUCUCCCGAAGAGGGUGAGGAAGUCCGAAAGAAGAUUGGUGCCUACAAGUACCUCGAGUGCUCGGCUAGGACCAGCGAGGGUGUCCGCGAGGUGUUUGAGCACGCUACCAGGGCAGCUCUCCUUUCUCGCAAGUCGAACAAGCCUCACAAGAAGUGCUUGAUCCUUUAA
Parascedosporium putredinis is the source of this 585-nucleotide messenger RNA. The record is from the annotation of a GenBank genome assembly. Lineage: Eukaryota; Fungi; Ascomycota; Sordariomycetes; Microascales; Microascaceae.